CCAAGCCAAGCAAAAAAUCAUAAAAGAAGUGCCAACAAAUUGCCAUACUGUAGAGAGUGAAUGAGUAGGAAUCAUGUGAUCUUUACCCAUCUAUGCACCCUCUCUCUACUUUGAAAAGGCUCACAACCAACAAGUUUCUUUUUGUGUUUGUGUUUGUGUUUGUCUUUGAUAUCUCUCUCUGAGCCUUAUGUUCAAUGGCUUCAAGUGCUUCAAGGUUCAUCAAAUGUGUAACAGUGGGUGAUGGGGCUGUUGGCAAGACUUGUAUGCUUAUUUGCUAUACCAGUAAUAAAUUCCCCACUGACUACAUACCAACUGUGUUUGACAACUUUAGUGCAAAUGUAGUAGUUGAAGGCACCACUGUCAACUUAGGUCUUUGGGACACAGCUGGGCAAGAGGAUUACAACAGAUUGAGGCCCUUGAGCUAUCGAGGGGCGGAUGUAUUCGUCUUAGCUUUCUCACUAGUUAGUCGUGCAAGCUAUGAGAACAUACUUAAAAAGUGGAUCCCUGAACUUCAGCAUUAUGCCCCUGGAGUCCCAUUAGUUCUGGCUGGCACCAAAUUGGAUAUACUCGUUUAUAGUAUCAUGUGGUAUUUUAUGAUGGCCUUUGCCUGGCACUGUUUUUUAUAUAUUGCACUGCUCAAUUGGACAACAGACCUUCGUGAUGAUAAGCACUAUUUGGCUGAUCAUCCUGGAUUGGUGCCUGUGACUACUGCACAGGGAGAGGAGCUACGUAAACAGAUUGGUGCUACAUAUUAUAUUGAAUGCAGCUCCAAAACUCAACAGAACGUGAAAGCAGUUUUUGAUGCUGCAAUCAAGGUAGUUAUCAAGCCGCCACAAAAACAGAAGGAGAAGAAGAAAAAGCAACGUCAAGGAUGUUUAGUAAAUGUUUUCUGCGGGAGGAGCCUUGAGUGUCUAAAAUGAAAUUUGUCUUCUGAUAUUGAGAAAUUAGAGUUCAUCUUCACAUGUCCCGCCAGGUCAAGGUAUACACUUGGAUGAUCUCUAAUCUAUCACUGAGUAUCAGGUGCCUCUGAAUUCAUUACUUCCGUGCUCACUGGGCUUGGUAGAGAGCAGUAGAUAUACUAUCAAGCAGCCAUACUAUCACUUCCAUCAUGGCUGUUUUUGCCUUGUUAUUGAUUUUGUUUUUUAUUUUUAUUUUUUUAUUUACUAUUUAAGAGCAAUGUGACAUUUUCAGCUUUGAAUUGUAUGUUAAUGAGUGGAAGGAGUGAAUAUAUAUAUAUAUAUAUAUAUAUAUGUUUUUAAUGCUAGUUUUUCUUCACUAA
Camellia sinensis is the source of this 1279-nucleotide messenger RNA. RefSeq names its product rac-like GTP-binding protein 3. Lineage: Eukaryota; Viridiplantae; Streptophyta; Magnoliopsida; Ericales; Theaceae. Gene Ontology annotation, molecular function: GTPase activity; GTP binding. Gene Ontology annotation, biological process: small GTPase-mediated signal transduction. The record is from RefSeq and is a predicted model, not a curated record.